AUGGGGAGAGAGAGAGAUUCGGCUUCAGCACUCGUAGAAUCGUCGUUGUCGCUGUCGUCUUUCAGCAUUCAUCUUUCGUUCCUUACCUUGAUUCCUGUCCCUGGCGUCGAAAUUCUCCCUUCUCUUGGUUGCGCCGUUGCAACAAGUCUGCAGCAGUACUUGUACCUGCUGGAUACUGUGACUCGCCACGCCCGUCGGGGCUCUCUACAUCGUACCGCCAUGUACCCGGCCCGCUUUGCGUUGUACCCCGUCGUUUUCGGCCAGCCGCCAGGUCGCCCUCUUUUGCGGCACUUGAGCAGCCAGGGGCACGGCGAGAACGCGAAUUUGCUCAGCCAGCCUAGCGCUUGUGUCGCCGCCUGCGACAGUUGGUACCCGGUGUGGGUUUCGAUCUCUGCUUUGGGGGCUUCUCUCACGAUCUCUCUCGGGUCCUGUCAGAAGUCAGAAACCGCGCCCCUCCCCCUUCUGGAGCCAGUUUCUCUUAGUGCGGCUCCGUAUCAGGAAGCCCGCUUCUGCUUGCUGCCACGCCCGACUCCGUAUUUCGACACCUGUCGAACUCUCGAGCUUCUCCCGCCGUCCGCACCACAGCUAUUCACCCUGGCUUCCCAAAGGCACCCGGCCGGCUCCUCGAGCUCCUUCAACGACCGGCCUGUGCCGUCACAUCACCGGCGGCGCUCUUCGGCUGGCAGCCACUCUCUAAGCGAGGUGCGCGCUGGUAACCUGCUGUCCAUCCAUCCUCGCACAGCCAACCAGGCCCAGCUGUCCCCUAUCGUCGGCACGCCCGCCGACCCAAUGUCUCUGUCCCGAAGCCCGUCGCCUGUCCCAGGUGGGGGGUGGUCGAGUCCCGGCUUGAAUAUCAACAGCGGCCGCUCAAGUCCUUCCAAUGCCGCCGGCAGCUCUUGGGAAUCCGCCAAGAUGAGGAAGCAAGGAGGUGCCAACGGCUACCCUUCCUUCUCGACGCAGAACCAGGGCUUCUUCACCCGACACAUGCGCCGCAUAUCCAGUAGUCUGCCACGAUUCAAUUCUGGCCCGGGCAACACCUAUGCCGAGAGGGAAAAGUAUGAACGAGGAGGACACAUCCAGAACGGCGGAAGGAUACGAUCCUUGGCUGCCCGCAUUGGCAGGAGGCUCAAGUGGAGGCUUCUUCUUCCCCUAAUCAUACUUUCCACCAUUGUGGUUUAUUAUGGCACCCAUGAGGCCCCUGGCUUCGUUCACUGGUGGCGACGGAUUACUCUGGGCGGCGGCGGCGAGAAAUUCGUCAUAAUUCUGGCUGCCAACGUCGGCGGAGGUGUCAUGGAAUGGAAGGGCGCUCGGGAAUGGGCCAUUGAACGAGACAGCGUACGCAACAAGCGGAAAUAUGCCACACGAUGGGGCUACGACCUGGAAAUUGUCGACAUGAAGACCAAGAAGCGGUAUGCCCACGAAUGGCGAGAAAGCUGGGAAAAGGUCGACUUUAUACGGACUGCGAUGCGGAAAUACCCCAAUGCCGAAUGGUUCUGGUGGUUGGAUCUCAACACCUACAUCAUGGAGCCUUCAUACUCUCUUCAACAUCAUAUGUUUAACCACCUCGACCGCCACGUGUACCGCGACAUCAACGUCUUCAACCCUCUCAACAUCACCCAUCCCCUCACGGAUGAAUAUUUGGAUGCAGACGCGCGAAGCCCCGUAGGCGAUGGCAACAUCAAUUCCGUGAACCUUAUGCUCACCCAGGAUUGUUCCGGAUUCAACUUGGGUUCCUUCUUCAUUCGACGCAGCGCUUGGACUGAACAACUUUUGGAUAUUUGGUGGGACCCAGUGCUGUAUGAGCAAAAGCACAUGGAAUGGGAGCACAAGGAACAAGACGCUCUCGAGCAACUGUACCGGACUCAGCCCUGGAUUCGACAACACACUGGCUUCUUACCGCAGCGAUUGAUCAACAGCUUCCCUACCGCUGCGUGUGGAGACGAAUCCGGCCAGAACAACACCAGGAUACACUACAAUGAAAAAGAUCGCGACUUCGUAGUUAAUAUGGCUGGCUGCGAAUGGGGCCGCGAUUGCUGGGGUGAGAUGUAUCACUACCGGGAGUUCAGCUACUGGCUCAACCGAAACCCUUGGGAGCUCUUCAAGGAGGAGAUUGUGGCCCUCAUCUGGUACAAACUCACUGGCCAGAGAGUCAAGCUAUAA
This is a messenger RNA of Trichoderma aggressivum f. europaeum, 2160 nucleotides long. RefSeq names its product CAZyme family GT34. NCBI's taxonomy places the organism in Eukaryota, Fungi, Ascomycota, Sordariomycetes, Hypocreales, Hypocreaceae. Gene Ontology annotation, molecular function: glycosyltransferase activity. The transcript is spliced from 8 exons. Gene Ontology annotation, cellular component: Golgi membrane. The record is from RefSeq and is a predicted model, not a curated record. Gene Ontology annotation, biological process: protein N-linked glycosylation. Bases 1 to 2160 code for a protein of 719 amino acids.